AUGGGUUUCUCCAUCCCCGGCGUCACCGGUGUCACCAUCACCGGGGUCUCCAUCACUGGGGUCACCAUCACUGGGGUCACCAUCGUCACUGGGGUCUCCAUCACCGGUGUCACCAUCACCGGGGUCUCCAUCAUGGGUUUCUCCAUCCCCGGUGUUACCAUCGUCACUGGUGUCACCAUCAUGGGUGUCUCCAUCCCCGGUGUCACCGGCGUCACCAUUGUUGCUGGUUUCACCAUCACCAGGGUCUCCAUCACCGGCGUCACCAUCACUGGGGUCACCAUCAUGGGUUUCUCCAUCCCUGGUGUCACCAGCGUCAUUGGUGACGCCAUCACUGGGGUUUCCACCACCGUGGUCUCCAUCACUGCGGCAUCAUCGCUGGUGUUACCAUCGUCACCGGCUUCCCCAUCACUGGGGUCUCCAUCACUGGGGUCUCAAUCACUGGUGUCACCAUCACCGGCGUCACCAUCACUGGCGUCACCAUCGUCACUGGUGUCACCAUCACCAGGGUCUCCACCACUGGUGUCUCCAUCCCUGGUGUCAUCAUCGUCACUGGUGUCCCCACCCCUGGCGUCCCCGUCACCGGCAUCGCCAUCACUGGUGUCUCCACCACUGGCGUCUCCAACACUGAUGUUGCUGUCACUGGUGUCACCACUGUCACCGGUAUGGCCACCACUGGUUUCUCCAUCAUCACCGGUGUCGCCAUCGCUGGUGUCACCAUCAUCGUCACCGGUGUUGUCAUCACCGGUGUCUCCAUCACUGGUGUCAUCAUCACUGGUGUCAUCAUCACUGGUGUCCCCAUCACUGGCG
This is a messenger RNA of Opisthocomus hoazin, 807 nucleotides long. Lineage: Eukaryota; Metazoa; Chordata; Aves; Opisthocomiformes; Opisthocomidae. The record is from RefSeq and is a predicted model, not a curated record.